UCAUCUUUUACAGACACUGCUGCCUCAGACUACAGUAGGAGCCUGAUGUGACCAGUUUCUGUUAUCCUGUGCAUCUUUGCCGAUUGUGGAAUAUGAUGGAUCCCCUGCACCGUGUUUUUCCUACGGAAGUCCCAGGCCGCUGGUCCAUCAUCGCAUUUGUAACACGGCUAAGAAAAGCGACUUCUGUCAUUCGCUGGCUUAGUCCUGUCAUCACAGAGGGACCUCUCGUCAGAACCAGUAAUGGAGGAAAUCAAGAAGGGGACAAAUACUUUUUCAGGCAGCGAUUUUAUAGGACGAAAGCAGCGACAGGGGGCGCAGAAAGUUAUUUUGCCUCAACACGUACGUUUGAUGCGCUGAAGAAAGUACUAGCCACAAUGCGGGUGACCGAGAGCACCAGAGGGGAGGGAUACCCUACAACUACGAUGACAAAUGCUUAUUGUGGAAUCUGAAAAAUAUCGGAUCACCGUUCUGCCAUUUGGUGUGCUGAAAACGAAGACCAGAUUUGAGAGGACCACAGCUCACUCACAGUUGUACAAGUAACAAGGAAAGCUAUGAUAGGAUUUUCUGCACAAAUACUGCGAAUUUCCAUGGUUUUACUGUUGCUCGAGUCAAACCUUCUGGGCUGUCAUCCUACCAGAAAGGUCCCUGUGGGUAUAGAACACCAACGGGGCCCUGCAGGCGAGGCGGGGAGAGUGCUGGGCUCCUGGGGGCCCUGGGGCCCCUGGGCGGCAUGCUCCCGUUCCUGUCGGGGAGGGGUGCAGGAACGGUCCCGCUCGUGCCUGCCGCCUCGCACCCCCCCGGUUCCCCAGCCGUCCCGGCCGGUCGGCGCUGCGGCUGCGCCUCAGCUCCCUGGCCGUGUGGUGUCCGCCCUGCGCCCCUUCGUGUCUCUCCACCGCCAGCACCCCAACGGCACGCACCCGCAGGGGUUUCCUUCCUCUGCACACAGGGGUGCGGGGGAGAAGCGCAUCGCCCCGGGGAUGUACGGCUACGGGAAGAUGCCGUACGUCGUGCCGCUGCAGACGGACCCUGGCCCGGAGAGGGGGGAAUCUCAGCCAUCUCCGCCGAGCUCCCAGGCCCAGCGCAGGAGCCAGUGGCACGUCUCCAGGCAGCGCAGCCGUCGCUACGGCUACGACGGCGUCCGUCACGCGCACCACGAGUCCCAGUCACGGACAGCCCCGGCCAGGCCCUUCCUGCACCAGCCCGGCCCGGUCCACACCGCCCAGAAAGAGCCGCGCUCCAGCGGCCGGGCCUCCCCUGCGCAGCUCGGCCCCGCCUGCAUAGGGGCCCUAAAGCAGUUGAUGAUGUGCAACACUAAUUCUUGUCCCCCAGCCAGCCCACAGAUCAGAGCGGCACAGUGUUCCUCUUACAACAGUGUCCCCUUCAUGGGUCGGCUGUACAACUGGGAGCCUUUCAACGAAGUCCAGGGUGACCUGCAGUGCCAGCUCAACUGCCGGGCUGUCGGCUUCCGUUUCUACGUGCAGCAGUCGGAGAAGGUCAUCGAUGGGACUCCGUGCGGUCAGAACGGGACGUCCGUCUGCGUAGCCGGGAGGUGUCAGAGUUUGGGCUGCGAUGAGUUUCUGGGCACAGGUAAGGUGAUGGACAAGUGUGGAGUGUGCGGCGGGGACAACACAGCCUGCAAAGUAGUCUCUGGGACCUUCAAGCACACCCUAACGAAGGUGGGGUACCACAAAAUUGUGGAGAUCCCGGAGGGCGCCACCAAGAUUAAUAUCACUGAGAUGAUCAAGAGCCGGAAUUACCUGGCUCUACGCAGUCGUUCUGGUCGCUCCAUCAUCAAUGGGAACUAUGCAAUUGACCGCCCAGGGAAGUACGAAGGUGUGGGCACCAUGUUCACCUACCGUCGGCCCAAUGAGAUACGCAGUACUGCUGGAGAGUCAUUCCUGGCGGAGGGGCCCACCAAUGAGAUCCUGGAUGUUUAUAUGAUCUACCAACAGCCCCAUCCUGGAGUCCACUAUGAGUUUGUUCUCCCUGCUGAGAAUGCAGUCAGUCCACAGGUCCCUCUGGAUAGAAGACCCAGUGGAAACACCUUACAUAGUCAGGGUGGACAUGAACAUGCUGGUGCAGGCAGAUACCCUCCUCAGACACCCAACAACAAAUUUCCAGUCCCCCAGCCACCCAGACACCAGCGAGAGCACAACUGGAAACUUGUGGGGUUCACGGACUGCAGCGCCUCCUGUGGCAAAGGUACCAGGUACACAGUGUUCGGCUGUGUCCACAGGGCCACUCACGAGCAGGUGACGGACAGCCUGUGCGACAGCGCCUUCAGGCCCAGCACACAGGCGGAGCCUUGCAAUAUGCAGCCCUGCCCUGCCUUCUGGGACAUUGGCGAGUGGUCAGAGUGCAGUAGAACCUGUGGCCUGGGCAUGCAGCACAGACAGGUGCUCUGCCGGCAGGUGUAUGCCAACCGCACCCUGAACGUGCAGACCAGCCGCUGCCACCACCUGGAGCGGCCCGAGACCACCAGCACCUGCCAGCUGAAGAUCUGCAGCGAGUGGCAGAUCCGCACCGAUUGGACAACCUGCUCGGUUCCCUGUGGGGUGGGCCAGAAGUCCCGGGAGGUGCGCUGCGUCAGCAACGUGGGCGACUUCGUGACCGACGAGGAGUGCAACAUGAAGCUGCGGCCCAACGACGUGGAGAACUGCGACAUGGGCGCCUGCGCCAAGAGCUGGUUCUUCACAGGGUGGGGCAGCCAGUGCUCCGCUGAGUGUGGAAUGGGAGUGCGAACCCGGAGCGUGCUGUGCCUAACCAAUCAGAUCAGCAGCUUGCCCCUGGAGGGCUGUGGACAGGUGCGCCCUCCAGAGGCCCAAGCGUGUAACAACGGCCCCUGUCACAGUCGUAUUGAGUGGUUCACAGGACAGUGGAGCCAAUGCUCUGCGGAGUGUGGCCUGGGCAGCCAGCAGAGGGAGGUGGUGUGCCUCAUGAUGUCAGACGAAGGCUUCACGGUGCUGCCCCCAUAUGAGUGCUCAUCUCUGGACCGCCCCUCCAGCCAGCAGAGCUGCCAGCUCAAGGCCUGUGGUGCCAAGUGGUACCACACCGACUGGAGCGCUUGCUCCAAAACGUGCGAGGGGGGGUUCCGCGUGCGAGAGGUGCGCUGUCUCUCGGACGACAUGGUGCCCAGCGAGGGCUGCGAGGCCCAGCUGAGGCCGGAGGAGCGGGACGCCUGCAGUCCGGACCCUUGCGUCCCCGAGAUAGAUGAGAACUGUGGAGACAAAUACUUCAACUGCAACGUGGUGGUUCAAGCGCGGCUGUGUGUGUAUAAUUACUACAAGACGGCUUGUUGUGCGUCCUGCAUGCGAGUGUCCCGCAAGCAGUCAGGUCACCGAGGACGCAGAUGACAUCUCCUUCAGGGCCAUCUUCGGGGGAGCCCAAAAACUGUCUCCACACCGAGCCUGAGAUGACCACGCUGACACAGUCAACAGCCAGCCUCUGGGCUAGAAGUCCUGGAGGGCACUGUGGGCACAGUGUACUUGAACAACACCUCCACUGAUAACUAAGAAGGUGCCAAGGAAUUGACAUACUAGACCCUUUGGAGCGCACGCUGGGGUUUCAAUGGAAAUGGGCGAAAAACUGCCUGGACAAAAGGGUGCGAGCAGUGCAAUGGGCGAGAUUUCUCUGGCAUUGCCCGCAGCUCAAAAGGAGUGAGUUCAUGUCCGAAUUCAUGUGCUACAGGUGCUAUGCUUGUUGCCUACGUUGUUUGAAGAUAAACUGUGAAAUGACAGAUAAUUUCAGGUCUCAUCUACAGGUAAAGUCAAUCUCCGCUAAGUUCAAAAACAUUUUGGGAGCCAUGGAGAACACGGUGCAUUGUUUCAGAGUUUCUAUUUGGAGGGUUUUUCCCAGAUUCUGACAUUGUAACUGUACUGUAUUCUUGCUGGCUGUGAAGGACUGAGCUGCCUGGUAGAAUGCCUCACUUGCAUGGUAACAGCUAUUGCAGUAUCAAAGUUUUACCAGUAGGGGUACUGAAAAAAAUCUGUUCAGUUCUUAUUUUUUGUAUUCUUUUAUAUUCAACAUUAUGUAUAGAAUGUCUACUUUUGUAUGCCUCAUCACUUUAUAAAAUGCAUAUUUAUGAGGAAAUUAUGAAUUAUAUAUUGAGGUUUACUAAGUUUUGUUAUUUGUUGAUUAAAAAUGUUUUCUGAGUUCGUAAAUGUUUUAGAUAACUUUUCUAGAAGUUACGCAGAAUUUAACUUUACCAAAGACAGAUGGAAAAAUUGCAGCACAGGUUCAACUCAAGUUAUAAAAAUAAGGGUAAAAAUAAAGAAAAUAAUUUAUAGUAUACAUUAUACAUUAUAAUUGAAAUAUUGCCUUCAUUACUUACAACUGAUGUUUUUGUAAUCUCAGAAUUGAGCCUGUCUCCCAGCUGCUGCUGAUGAAACUGACACUACAUCACCAGAAUUUACUCUGCAUGUAAAUGUGAAUGCAUGCACGUAAAUCAUGUUGCCUGUAAUUCAUGCAUAUUUAUGUAACAUAUCACUUAAGAUUGUUACUGAAGUAUCCCUUAAAGUUCACUUCUGAAACUGCUCUGCAGGAUAUUUGUGCAUUAUUUACAAUAAUGGAGAAAACUUUUAUUAUAUGCUGGUCCAAAAUGCUGUAAUUAAUGUUUGUUUGGCCUGUAGGUACUAAUAGAUUGGCUUGUCCUAUUUGAGUGAAGCAACUGAAACUGUUGUUCCAGCACAUCAUCCAGUCACGAAUAGUGGACCAGCGGGAUGACAAAAGCAAUUCCAUAUGUGAACAUGACUUUCUUAAUUUUAUAUAUUAUUUGACCUCUUUUUCACCUACCCAUGUACAGUAUACUAGUUUGUGGGCAUUGUAUUUAAUUCACUGGUAUUUGAUUCCGUAGAUUAAGACAUUCAUCAGAUAUAUUAUAAAGUUGGUCUUUUCAGCCCUAAAGUGGUGCCCACAACCAGAGGUUUUUAUCAGUUUCGCUGAAUUAAAAUAGAAUCCGAUAUUAGAAUUUGAUUUCGAGUCACUGUCAGGUAACUUACAUUUCAAAAUGACAAUGUACUAUGCAAUUUGCCCAAUAUUUUCUUUUAUGGAAAUAAUGUUGUUUUAUUGUAUGUUUUAGGGACAGUAAAUACUGAAGCUAGUUCCAAAUGGGAUGUAAAACAAGUCAUACUGCAUACUCAUAUCUGUUCCAAAGGGCUAUUUUUAGUAGGCAAUAUACUUAUGUUAUUUGGCACAAAUCAGCAGCUACACAUUGGUGCAUAAUAAUGCUCAGUAAUUGACAGUUAUAUUUCCUGCCUACUUGAAGUGUUACAAAAUGUGUUGUAAAAUAGGUCUUUCAUAAUCCGUACAAGAUGCAAUUCAAACUGAACAGUAUUAUUCAGGCAGGUACUGUUAAGAAAUGCGUGGUCAUCAUAUGUUGUCUUACCAACAGGAAGAGCUGGUAACAGAGGUAACCUGAAAUGUCAGUGAGUGAUACAGUAUGUUAUCUUAUAUUGAAAAAUACAUUGACAUGAAAUAUUUUGGUGUUAUUUCUUCUCCAGUCAAUGAGCACAAAGCAUUUAUUGGCUUGUCACCUCAGUUUUUGAUGUUUUUCAUUUGUUUUUGUUUUUUUUGUUUUUGUUUUUGCUGGUUUGAGUUUUUUAAAAAUAUUUUGAUGUCACAACGUUUACAUAAUUAAAGAAAACUUUUUUUAA
Messenger RNA from Anguilla anguilla (European eel), 5651 nucleotides. RefSeq names its product thrombospondin type-1 domain-containing protein 4-like. The coding region runs from base 552 to 3353 and encodes 933 amino acids. The record is from RefSeq and is a predicted model, not a curated record. Gene Ontology annotation, biological process: extracellular matrix organization. Gene Ontology annotation, molecular function: metalloendopeptidase activity. Lineage: Eukaryota; Metazoa; Chordata; Actinopteri; Anguilliformes; Anguillidae. The transcript is spliced from 22 exons. Gene Ontology annotation, cellular component: extracellular matrix.